AUACAGAUCGCAUACUGACUCUGAAAGGGGAACUGCAAACCCACCUAUCACAGGAGAUAAGGCAGGAGAUACGGGCCCUGGGGCAGAGAACUGCAGGACUGGAAACCAGAGUGGAAAGCAUGGUGGAGAACCACAACAAUGUGGUGAAUUACUCUAAAGCCCUACAGACUUACACUGAUGAAGUGGAAAACACCUUAGAAGAUCUCUCCAAUCACUCAAGAAGAAACACUUUGUGCAUCAGGAGCUUUCCUGGGAAG
Messenger RNA from Pelobates cultripes (western spadefoot toad), 257 nucleotides. The record is from the annotation of a GenBank genome assembly. Lineage: Eukaryota; Metazoa; Chordata; Amphibia; Anura; Pelobatidae.